AAACAAUUCAUAUAUUGAAGAUAAGAAUUAUAGAGUAGCUACUCUCUGGAAUGAUUAACUGAAAAAUAUUUCUAUUUUCAAAUAUAACCAGUAUUGUUGUAUGAAGAAAUCAGUCUAUUGUUUUAGUGCUUGUGUAAGUUAUUUUAGGGCAAUCUUGCCAAGACAUUUUUGCAUAAUCUCCAGGGUCGUCAUUUUCUCUGGCAACAGACAAAUGAUGUCGAUUGUUAUCGGAGCAAUUGCAAAACUAUGUCACGGACUCUUCCAUCCCUGCGCCAAUGGGCCCGAUAUGCGACCAAUUAUCCAGUUAGCUGCAGCGGUAGGGGUUGUCUUUUAAGAAGCUCAUUCAAUAAACUGGCAGCGCGACGAUUCUACGCUUCAGUGUCCGCGGCAGAGCUCCGCUUCGGACAACCUCUUCACGAAACACAUCCACAUAUCCUAAAAGCUGGGGAAUUGACGCCCGGUAUUACCGCCCUCGAAUAUGCCCAUCGCCGCUCCAAGCUUGCGUCAAAGCUACCCAAGAACGCAAUUGCGGUCGUCGCCGCUUCGGACAUAAAAUAUAGAUCAGGGAGCGUUUUCUACGAGUACCACCAAGAUCCGGAUUUCUUCUAUCUUACCGGUUUUAAUGAGCCCGGCGCAUUAGCUAUUAUUGGAAAUGACGGUUCGGAUAAUGAUCAUAUCUUCCACCUCUACGUUCGCGAGAAAGACCCAAAAGCGGAGCUAUGGGAAGGGGCCCGGUCGGGAGUCCAGGCCGCGAUUGACGUUUUUAAUGCUGAUAUAAGCGGCAGCAUUGACGAUAUCAGCACAUCUCCUCCAUCGAUCCUUUCAGAUGCUUCUACAAUAUAUACAGACCUCAGGCUUACCGACCCGUCGCGAUCGUCUUUAUCUCGUUUCUUUUCUUUGCUCAAGCAGAAAAACGGUGUAUUAGAGAAAUUUAUGGCUUCACACAAAAUGAGGGCAUUGCGCCCAGUUCUCAACGAAUUACGGAUCUAUAAAAGUGAAGGGGAGAUACAAAAUAUGCGAAAGGCGGGACAAGCUUCAGGCCGGGCUUUUACAGAGGCUAUGAGAAAUGGAUUUACGAAGGAGAAGGAUAUCCAUGCGUUUUUAGAGUACCAAUUCAAAAUGAAUGGCUGUGAUGGCCCGGCUUUUGUGCCUGUUGUUGCUGGUGGCCAGAAUGCGCUAAGCAUCCACUACGUCAGAAACGACGAUGUACUCAGAAACGAAGACAUGGUCCUUGUUGAUGGCGGUGGUGAAUAUGGAGGCUAUAUAUCUGACAUUACGCGCACUUGGCCAGUUAAUGGCAAAUUUUCAGAGCCACAGAAGGAAUUGUACAAUGCCAUUCUGAGCGUGCAGCGUACAUGUGUAUCGCUAUGUCGUGAAUCUGCUGGCCUCUCGCUUGAUAUGCUACACGGCAUUGCGGAAAAGGGCUUACGAGAACAACUCAAGGCGCUUGGCUUUGAUGUGUCUGGAAGCGCCAUGGCAACUUUGUUCCCUCACCAUCUGGGACAUUACAUUGGAUUGGAUGUGCAUGACUGCUUGGGAUAUUCAAGAAAUCUCGAACUUGAGGCGGGGCAAUGUAUAACAAUUGAGCCUGGUAUUUACGUCCCAGACGACGAGCGGUGGCCGAAACAUUUUCGAGGAAUCGGAAUACGAAUUGAGGAUAGUGUUUGCAUUGGAGAAGAGAACCCGCUUAUUCUGACUACAGAAGCGGUGAAAGAGAUCGAUGACAUUGAAGCUCUGCGAUAGGCACAACUGUUUCUGUCCAUGAGGUGAUAUUUGUCUACUGUACAAUAAAACAGGUGUAAAUUUUGUAUUCCUUGAUCUAUUGUAGUUUGUUUUCAAGUGUUUAGGCCGGUGUCGGUCAUGGAAGAACAACAACUUUGUAAAAUAUAUCAAAUUCACACUUCAUAAUCUCAUAUGAGAUAUAGUUCAGAAUUGCUUUAUUUUAUUACCGUCUCCGAAAGCUGCAUGUCAACUGCACGAACCCCUUAACGACGAAGUUGGCUGGCGGUAAACAGCGCUAGUAGGGUUAGGGUUUGC
Blastomyces dermatitidis ER-3 is the source of this 2037-nucleotide messenger RNA. RefSeq names its product xaa-Pro aminopeptidase. Lineage: Eukaryota; Fungi; Ascomycota; Eurotiomycetes; Onygenales; Ajellomycetaceae. Gene Ontology annotation, molecular function: manganese ion binding; metalloaminopeptidase activity. Gene Ontology annotation, cellular component: mitochondrion. Bases 247 to 1743 code for a protein of 498 amino acids. The record is from RefSeq and is a predicted model, not a curated record. The transcript is spliced from 11 exons.